AUGGCGGACACGACCCACCGAGGGGACCCGUGCUAUGGUGACUCACCGGGCAUCAUUGUCCAGAACGGCUCCUCGCAGAAGCCUCAUCUCGCCUCCGACCUGCACCACUGUAACCCCGCCCACUGCUCCAUAAGACCCGUCCAUUGUAACUCUGCCCCUUGCUCCAAAAUCCCCGCCCACUGCCCCGCCCCUCACCAUUUCUUCUGCGACGGCCCACGCCUCGACGACUACUCCUCCGACCCGGACAGCCAUAGCUUGACCUCCCAGGACUCCGGAAUCCCCACGUUGGAAAUCCAGCCGGCGGAGCUCCACCAGCCUCUCGCCCCGCGCCACAGCUCGCCCGCCACUCUGCCGCUCAACAGCGAUGGUGACGGCGUCCACAAGUCGUCCACCUUUCCUCGCAGCAGCUUCAACUCGGUGCGGCCCUUUGCCUCCCCUGUGAGACCGAGCGCAGGGAACGGAAGUGGCAUCCUGAACCGCAGCGACAACAUCUCAGUCUGCAGCGGCUCCAGCCUGAGCACGGAGCUGUCGAUGACGAACGACGAUGCGGCCGAUUGCACGGUGACGUCCGACUCCAGUGCCAUCGUCGCCUUGGAGACGGACGACAGUGCGACGCACUUCUCUGACGUGACGCUGUCGUCUUCCCCAGAGGCCGUGUGGAGCCCGGUGAAGCCAGAGCGAAGACAGGGGCCGCUGGCCAGUCUGUUCAACAGGAGCCUGUUCGCUCGCAAAGUGAAGGACUCCCGGCCGCUUGAGCAGAGGGAUCCAGGCUGGAAGCUCUUUGGAAAAGUCCCGCCACGAGAAGGCCCCAUCAAAGACCCCAAGAAAAUCCAAAAGGAAUAUGAAACGAAGAGCGGCAGAGCUGGAGCGAGCAACCCCACUUCUCCUCAUCAGAGCGUGAGGAAGAACCUGGACUUUGAGCCUCUCUCCACCACGGCCCUGAUCCUGGAGGACAGACCAGCUAACUUGCCAGCCAAACCAGCAGAGGAGGCGCAGAAACACAGACAGCAGUAUGAGGAGAUGGUGGCUCAGGCCAAGAAGAGAGAGCUGAAGGAGGCGCAGAAGAGGCGGAAGCAGCUGGAGGAGCGCUGCAAACUGGAGGAGAGCAUCGGUAGCGCGGCUCAGACCUGGACCCAGGAGAUCCUGCCCAACUGGAGCACACUGUGCACAUCUCGGCGGGUCAGGGACCUGUGGUGGCAGGGGAUCCCCCCCAGUGUCCGAGGAAAAGUGUGGAGCCUCGCUGUGGGCAACGACCUCAACAUCACCCACGAGCUGUUUCAUAUCUGUCUGUCUCGGGCCAAAGAGAAGUGGAGGAGCUCCCCAGCGCCUGUGCCAGAGAAUGGGACCGAUGAUGCGGGUUCAUCAGACCGAGAGUCCAGUCUGGAGCUGAUCAAGUUGGACAUUUCCAGAACGUUCCCACAGCUGUGUAUAUUUCAGCAGGGCGGGCCCUACCACGACGUGCUGCACAGCAUUCUGGGAGCUUACACCUGUUACAGGCCAGACGUGGGCUACGUGCAGGGCAUGUCGUUCAUCGCCGCUGUGCUCAUCCUGAACCUGGACACGGCCGACACCUUCAUCGCUUUUGCAAAUCUGCUCAACAAGCCGUGUCAGAUGGCCUUCUUCAGAGUGGACCACAGCCUUAUGUUGACCUACUUUGCAGCAUUUGAAGUGUUCUUUGAAGAAAACCUACCAAAGCUUUUUGCACAUUUCAAGAAAAACAGCUUGACCCCAGAUAUUUAUCUGAUCGAUUGGAUCUUCACGCUGUACAGUAAGCCCCUCCCUCUGGACCUGGCGUGCCGCGUAUGGGACGUGUUCUGCAGAGACGGCGAGGAGUUCCUGUUCCGGACGGCGCUGGGGCUGCUGCGGCUGUACCAGGACGUGCUGACCUCCAUGGACUUCAUCCACAUGGCACAGUUCCUCACGCGGCUCCCGGACCUGCUCCCCGCCGAGCAGCUCUUCCAGCACAUUGCCAACGUGCACAUGACCAGCCGCAACCGCAAGUGGACACAGGUGCUGCAGACGUUGCAGAAGGACCAGGAGAAGAGCAGUCCUGUGUUGAAGCGUUGA
Molecule: messenger RNA, 2067 nt
Organism: Knipowitschia caucasica
Lineage: Eukaryota; Metazoa; Chordata; Actinopteri; Gobiiformes; Gobiidae
Source: the annotation of a GenBank genome assembly